AUGCCGACGUCAUUCGAACAAUGGCAGCACACAGCUGUCUCAAACAUCUUCAAUGUCACGUUGGAUCGUCGAGAAGCCGAGUCGAGUGGUUGGGAGAAGACUUUCCUCAAGGAGCUCGCAGAUGAACUCGCACCGGGAUCCGCCGCGCCACCACCCCUUUCUGCCUCUGUGGCAGACCAGAUCCUCAUCGCUCGUCUCUCUCUCGAUCCACACGGCGACGUCAUGAGCGACGAUGCAGAACACAUCACCAUCCUGGCCAGCCUGCCAAAAGGUCAAACGUCGUGGGACUACCUCGUAGCCUGUUGGAAGAAGGCGAGGUCCGAAGAGAGCCGUCUACGCAAGUCGCUACCCGCUGCGGACCAGCCAAAGGCGCUGGCAGUAUUGGAGGAGAUCCGUGCCCUUCUCGUCUCCUACGCUGGGCUUGUGCUACAAACACCGGAUAUGUUUCCCAAUGCUGCCAAGCCAAAUGGUACGCCAGUCUCGCCCUUGGUACUGGUCGACAGUUUGACGCGAGUCUCUUCCUCCAUCUCUUCUUUUGGCUUCUCCAGCUCCGAGCCGUCUUCUUCGCAUAGCACAGCAGAUCUCACGACAAGAUUCGAGACGAUCGAUGGCGACGAUCUGCCCGUCUUUCUCAACGAGCUCGCUGCGAGGUUCGGGAGCGACGAGGGUCUCGACGAGAUCCUGGGACCUGCGUUCACAGAGCUGACAAGGAGGAUCCGCGAUGGCGACCGAGGCUCCGAUGCGCCUGCUUCUUCGUCGCCUGCUCCAUCGCAAAGCCCCAACGCAGCGGGCGCACCAGCUGGUGGAGCCGGUGGUGUCAAUCCAGCUGCUCUCAACCAGGCCCUCGCCAACCAGGAUGUCCAAUCCGUCAUUGCCCAGUUGCUGGCGGGACGCAUGCCAGGUGCGCCGCAAGCUGCUGGUUCUCUCGGCGCCGACGCAAAAUCCAGCGAAGGGCUCACCAUCACGGGCCUCGAGUGGAGACCUUACGUCAACGCCAUCGUCGAGGCCGUCGAGAUCAAGCCCAUCGCCAAUAUGCUCGCCCACCUUCCCAACUUUGAUCCUUCGAACACAACAGGCGCGCGGAUCGAGCUAGACUCGCUCCUCGGCCCCGUACUGCGUCUUUCGGCUUUCCCAGAUGCCUACCCAAGCAUAACACAGCACUACUUUCCGAACGCGGCUACGCAGAACCAGCAGGAGGCGGACAGCAACUUUCGCAGCAUUCAGAGCACCAUGGAGAUAGUGCACACGCUCAAUUUUCGCAUCUUCAACGCCGUCGUUCGUUCCGGCGCACCGGCGCGUGAAAAGGUGCUCGCAUACUGGGCCAGAGCUUGCGCUCUGAACGCGAAGCGAGGCGCCAUGCAGGUGCGACAGGAACUCGUGGCAAGCGACGGCUACAUGGUGAACCUCUACGAGAUGCUGCUUCGAUUCGCUGAUCCGUUCAUGGACGCUGGCUUCACCAAGAUCGAUCGCAUCGACCUCGAGUACUUGCGCAAGCAGACGCGAUUCGACAUCCUGGAGCUCACGCGCAUCAACGCCACCGAGGCCGAAGCCAAGGAGUGGACCGAGCAGGGUCGGGCAGAGCCAGCAGGCGCAUCAGCCAAUUUCAUCACUGAGGUCUUCUACCUUGCAGUGCGACUCAACAAUCUUGGGCUCGGCAAAGCCGUGCGUCGAAUCGACGAGAAGGAAAAGGAGAUGGGCCGUUUCAAGAAGCGCAUCGCCGAGACGGAGGCCGACAGAGCCAUGUGGUCGGCAAUGCCGCAAGCGCCUCAGUACGAGACCUUCCUCAAGCGGGCCAAGGCCGAAGUCGAGCGUCUGCACGGCGAGAUCUACGCAGCUCAGAGUCAGCUCAUGGCGCCUGAAUUCCUACAGAAGGUGAUCACUUUCAACUGCUUCCUCAUGGCGUGGCUCAUCCGUGUUGCCGAGCCCAAAGCGACACACCCACAUCCUCAAGUUACUUUGCCACUGCCGCAAGAAGUGCCGACACGCUUCCGCAUGCUUCCCGAGCACAUGUUCGAAGACAUUUGCGAUGUGAUGCUCUUCGUCUCACGAGUGAGUGCGCCGCUGUCAGAGUCGGCAAAGAACGAUCUGGUGACGUUCUGCACCACUUUCCUCAGCUCGGGAUGGUACAUCAAGAACCCGUUCCUCAAGGCUAAGCUGGCCGAGAUCCUCUUCUACAAUGUCAUUCCCUGGGGCAGGCACACCAACGGAGUGCUCAGCGACACGCUCAACAUCCACGGUCUGGCGCUGCAGCAUCUCGUACCUGCGCUCAUGAGCUUCUGGAUCGAGGCCGAAAACACGGGCAGCCACACGCAAUUCUACGACAAAUUCAACAUGAGGUAUCAUUUGUCGCAGAUCUUCAAAUCGGUGUGGAGCAAUCCGAAGCACAAAGAGCAGAUCCAUCGCCAGGCGCAGGCGAGCGGCUCUGACUUUGUCGUGUUCAUCAACCGAUUGAUGAACGACGUCACCUAUUUGUUGGACGAUGCGUUGGACAAGCUGCAGGAGCUGCAUACCAAGCAGUCGGAAUCGGAGGAGACGCCAGAGAGCGGAUCGUCGGCGCAAGAGCAGCAGGAGAGAGAGGGUCACAUCCGUCAGCUGGAAGGUAUGAUCAAGUCGGACCUGCAACUGGGAACCGAGUUCAUGCGGCUGUUGAUCGAUUUCACUGCCGAGACGGCCGACGCAUUCAUGACGCCGGAAGUGGUGGACCGCUUGGCGGCCAUGUUGGACUAUAACCUGGAUCUGAUGGCUGGCCCCAAGUGCCAGAAUCUCAAAGUCAAACAACCCAAGAAGGUGAGCUUCGAACCUCGCAACCUUUUGCGUAUGAUCAUGUCGGUCUACCUCAACCUCUGCAGCAAAGGCGAGUUCGUGGCUGCCAUCGCACGCGACGGACGAAGCUAUUCGAAAUCCGUCUUCGAAAAAGCUGGGUGGAUUGCGGAGAAGUACAUGCUGAAGAGUCCGCCGGAGCUGGAAGCGUGGGCGGGGAUGAUCGCGCAGGUGGAGGAGAAGAAGCAGAUGGAGCAGGAUGAGGAAGAGGAUCUGGGCGAGGUACCGGACGAAUACCUGGACCCACUGAUGGCGACGGUGAUGAAGGAUCCUGUGCUGCUGCCAAGAAGCAAGACAGUGGUGGACCGAUCGACGAUCAAGGCGCAUCUGUUGAGCGACUCGACGGAUCCGUUCAACAGGUCGCCGUUGAAGAUCGAGGAUGUGAUCCCAGACACAGAGUUGAAGGCUAAGAUUGAGGCCUUUAUUGCCGAGAGGAGGCGUAAGCCCUGA
Pseudozyma hubeiensis SY62 is the source of this 3270-nucleotide messenger RNA. RefSeq names its product ubiquitin conjugation factor. The record is from RefSeq and is a predicted model, not a curated record. Gene Ontology annotation, cellular component: cytoplasm; ubiquitin ligase complex; nucleus. Gene Ontology annotation, biological process: protein polyubiquitination. Lineage: Eukaryota; Fungi; Basidiomycota; Ustilaginomycetes; Ustilaginales; Ustilaginaceae. Bases 1 to 3270 code for a protein of 1089 amino acids. Gene Ontology annotation, molecular function: ubiquitin-ubiquitin ligase activity. The transcript has a single exon.